AUGGCGGAUUAUCCCUCUUCCGAUAUACCCUCUUCUCUAUCAUCAUCAGAAGACAAUAAUACCAAAAAGGCUGCAACCAUGGAUUCGCGUCCAACUGCAAAGGAACUGCUUGACCGCGUCGACUAUGAUAUCUCCCAGCUGCUGCAGCGGUUCGAGAACAUUGUCGCAAUUGCUGCCAACAAGUUUGACGGAACGAGCCACGUGGAUGCUGCUGUUGAAGCAUUCCAGAUCGAUGUCGAAUCGACUGCAUUGAUUCGCGCUGCUGAAGACCUCCUCGCCUUGUCUCGCCUCAUGAAGGAGCUCUGGCUCUUCGGCCCACUCGACACCCUUGGCGAAGACGAACGCGAUGUCCAGCGCCGCGAGAAACUCGAGGAGGAUAUCCAGGCCAUACAGGCGGCCCUUGAUGGAGGACUUUUGAUGCCAUCACUGGAUGAGCCCACCGAGCCUGAGAAGUCGGACGACGCUAAACAGUCCGAGUCUAAGUCCAAGGCUCCCGAGCAGCCCAAGAAGUCUGAGAAGGCCGAAAAGUAA
This is a messenger RNA of Penicillium vulpinum, 531 nucleotides long. Its product is annotated as RNA polymerase II mediator complex head subunit MED22. Gene Ontology annotation, cellular component: mediator complex. The record is from RefSeq and is a predicted model, not a curated record. Gene Ontology annotation, biological process: regulation of transcription by RNA polymerase II. NCBI's taxonomy places the organism in Eukaryota, Fungi, Ascomycota, Eurotiomycetes, Eurotiales, Aspergillaceae. The coding region runs from base 1 to 531 and encodes 176 amino acids. Gene Ontology annotation, molecular function: transcription coregulator activity. The transcript has 3 exons.